This is a messenger RNA of Hevea brasiliensis (rubber tree), 4212 nucleotides long. RefSeq lists its product as uncharacterized. The transcript has 13 exons. NCBI's taxonomy places the organism in Eukaryota, Viridiplantae, Streptophyta, Magnoliopsida, Malpighiales, Euphorbiaceae. The record is from RefSeq and is a predicted model, not a curated record.
AUGCGCCUUUGGCCUUUUUUUUUUUUUAAAGCAAAUUUCAAUAAGAGAUUGUUUGGGAGAAAAGGGGUCGUUUGGCAAAUCGUGACUUUAUCCCAAAUUCAUUCCCUCCGCCAGCUCCCCCUUCUCCCAAUUGAAUCUCUUCAUCCACCUCCAUACCCAGAACUACUCCACUCUCUUUACUUCCUCUCUCAUGCUCUCUGUCUCGCCACAGAUACUUAGUUAUUGAUUGUACACGCAGAGGCCUAAAUAUUUAACGAGACCAACCAAUGUACGGUGCCUCCUCCAAGCUCGGCGGCCGAGGCGGCGCCCGCGGGGGCGGUGCAGGAGGCACCAAGCGUCUCUCCUCGUUUCCUCCUCCGCCGCCUCACCGGUCUUCCACAGCCUCUAACCAUCGCCUCUCCCUCGGUGGCAAUUCCAAUCAUCGCAAUCGCUCAGCUCCCACCGCUGCCAUGUCGUCUGCAACAGUAGCUGUCGAAGAGACCUUCUCUCUUAUUCCCGGUGAUAACCCACUUGCCUUUUCAAUGAUUAUAAGACUGGCGCCCGACAUGGUGGACGAGAUCAGAAGGGUUGAAGCCCAAGGUGGCACUGCCAGGAUUAAGUUUGAUUCCUUGGGUAGUAAUACCAAUGGAAACGUUAUUAAUGUGGGUGGUAAGGAAUUUAGAUUUACAUGGUCAAGGGAAUUUGGUGACCUCUGUGACAUUUAUGAAGAACGUCAAAGUGGUGAAGAUGGAAAUGGUUUGCUUGUUGAAUCUGGGUGUGCCUGGCGUAAGGUGAAUGUCCAACGUAUCCUGGAUGAAUCAACUAAGAACCAUGUUAAGAUGCGGUCAGAGGAAGCUGAUCGCAAACAUAAAUCGCGCAAACUGAGUCUCAUUGAUAUUGCUUGAAUUAUUGAUCUUCAAUUCUGUUCCUUCUUUUUCUGUGUUGGUUUUGAACUAUUAGCUAUUGUGUUAGAUCAUGGGAACCCCUCCAUGAAGAGUCAAAUAAAGCAAUUGGCAGCUGCUGAGGCUAAUCCAUGGAGGAUGCCCUUUAAAAAGAAAGAGCUUCCAUUUAAAAAACAGAAAGUUGAACCACCGCUAGUCCCCAAAUCUACCUUUAAACCUGGAGUUUCUUCAACUACUAGUGCAAAGGGCAGACACUCAUCUUCACCUCUGCCAUCUACACCUGAGCAAUCUGGCACUCCAGCAUCUCCAUUUGUAACUGGAAAUGUUGCUAAGGUGAACACAGAAGAGGUGACACCGACACAGUCUAAAAGUAAAGAGAAUGCCACUAAUACUGAGAAAGAAUUCCAGACUAAGGCUUCUAGUGCUGCAUGGGAAACAACUGGACAUGAAGGGAACUUUGGGACCAAACCAAUGGAUUUACAGAGCAUGUUAAUUACUCUACUGAGUGGGAAUCCUAAAGGGAUGAGCUUGAAGGCCUUGGAGAAAGCUAUUGGGGAUAAAAUUCCAAACUCUGCUAAGAAGAUAGAACCCAUUAUUAAAAGAAUUGCAACUUUCCAAGCUCCGGGAAGAUAUUUCUUGAAAUCAGGAGUGGAGUUGGAAAGCUUCAGGAAACCUUCAUAUGAAAGUGGAAGUUCUCCUGAAGACAACUGUCAGCAGGCACUUGUUCCUGAAGACAACCAUAAUCAUAGACCUCCUCCAGAAUCACGAUUUGUUGAGAAAAGCCCUGCUGUUGGAUUUGAGGAACAUGCACAAUCAAACUCUAAAUUUGAAGAAGAGUCAACUAUAGAAAAAAUUGAUAUCCAACAGCAUUCACCUGAUUUGUUUGGUGAGAAGAAAGCUUCUGACAAUAGUGAGGGGCAGGCAGGCAGCUCUAGUGAUAGUGGAAGCGACAGUGAUAGUGAUAGUGAUAGUGACAGCAGUGACAGUGGUAGUGACAGUGGAAGUUGCAGUAGAAGCAGAAGUAGAAGCCCAGUAGGAAGUGGAAGUGGGAGUAGCAGUGAUAGUGAAAGUGAUGCUUCAUCCAACAGUAAAGAGGGCUCUGAUGAGGAUGUGGAUAUCAUAAGUGACGAUGACAAAGAACCCCAACAUAAACUACAUGCAUCUGAACCAACAUUCUUAGUAUCACCAGUUCAAUGGAGGUCUGAGCAGAAUGGGACAGGUGAGAAGCAAGAUGGCGAUGGAUCUGAUGCAGUUGACAUUGAUGGUCCUGGCUCUGCUGCCCAUGAUGUUGAAGGUCAUGAGUCAGAUGCUGUUGACAUUGAGAAAGAUUUGGCUGAUAAUGAGAAGGAAGUUGAAUUGGCUGCAAACGAUAGUUUGGUUCCCAGCAAAGAAGGCAACAAAGUUGUGGAAGGAUAUAAAUUUAGUUUCUCUGAUCAUGAUGCCAUUCAAGAGCGCAAAACCUUCAUAGGAACACUAUUUGAUGAUAAUGAAAAUAUGGUUAGGGACAGCUUCAGGCAUGAACAAUCUGACAGCUCUGAGCUCAAAAGUAAAUCCAAAAGGGGUCCUGAUAUUAAGCACUUUGAUGAGAAAUCUGAACAUGCUAAAAGAUUGAAAAUAGAAAGCUUAGCUCAAGCACCAAUUUCUGAGGUUAGGGAUGCCCAGUUAUCUGAGAGUCCUCACAAUAGAGACAUUGAAGAAACUUACAGGGGCGCUGCUGUUCAAACAAUUAAUAGAAUUGAUAGGGAAGGAAAUACUGAUUUUGGAUCACAAAAGGCUUACAACCAGGCAUUUGCUGGAAAACCUAGUUCAGAUUUUCAGCAACUGGGACAAAGGUCUUCUGAAAAAAAUGCUAGGUCAAAGGCUUCCGAUACGAGGAGAUCCAAACACUCUGAGAGCUCAGGACAUGGUCGUAAAUUCUCUGAAAAGAGUUCUCAUGUGCAUGAAGGUUAUCCCAUUCAAAGAGAAAAGGCUUCUAGAGACGCCCAAAAUGAGGAUAAUUUUACGAAGGAGAAAAAGGCGCCAAGAAACCCCAAGGAAGGUGGAGCUGGAGGCAGACACUCAGCUCCCUUUGAUUCCCAUCACAGAAAACAGGGUGAAACAUUUGGGAAAUUCAAGGAGGCUACACAAAUUACGAACUCACACAUGGGGUCUUCACCAAAGGAUGGAAAUAGAGUUGAUAUGGAAAAGUUUCCAGCUGUCAGUGAGAGAACCCUCCAAAGAGAGCUUUCAGAAUUGGAGUUAGGAGAAUUUCGUGAGUCAUUGCUUGAAGAAACACCUGUUAAAAAACAAUUUGGAAGGAAGAGUUCUUUUAAACAGUCAGAGAACAAACAAAGCACUUCAGACAACUGUAAUUCUGAUUUAAGUAAGACAAAACCUGUUGUAAAGACAGCAUUGGACUCAGGAAAACCUUCUCCACCCAAUCUAGGUAGUGGGUUUAAGGAGAGCCCUGAUCAUCCUAUUGAAGAUUUAAUGAGAUCAAACCAUAAGUUUCCACAGUCGCAUCCACAACACCUUUCAAGGGUAGAUAACAGUGAAGUAUCACAUUUUGGCAAGUUGGCAGAUACAAAUAGCAGAUUAAGACAGAAUGAAGCUGUUGCAAAACUAGGAAAUAGUAUGGAAGGCUAUGGAGAAAGCCAUAAAGGAGCCCCUGCCAAUGCACAGCAGCUGCAUGAUUCUAAACGUGGGCAGCUUUCCCACUUGAUAAAGGAAAGUAAAACACAGACAUCUAAUGUGAUGGCUGACUUUGUAGAGGGACAAAAGGAUCCAAUUUUGACAGAGGUCAACAAUAAUGCUCAAAAGAGGAGAGAAUCUUCUUCUGAGGAAGACACCACUUCUUAUUCGAAGUAUGAAAAGGAUGAGCCAGAGCUCAGGAGACCUAUUAAGGAUUUUCUUCAGUACAAAGAGUAUGUGCAGGAAUACCGUGAUAAGUAUGAUUGUUACUGCUCCUUGAACAAGAGCCUAGAAAAGUACAGGAAUGAUUUCCAGAAAAUGGGAAGGGACCUUGAAUUUGCAAAAGGCAGGGAUAUGGACAGAUAUCAUAAGAUCUUGCUGCAGUUGAGGGAAUCUUAUCGUCAUUGUGGAGCGAGACACAAACGGUUGAGAAAGAUAUUCAUUGUGCUUCAUGAAGAACUGAAGAACCUUAAGCAAAGGAUUAAAGAAUUCGCUCUCCUGUAUACAAAAGAUUGAACAUUUCUCAUUUCUCCCCGAGAAGCAAUCCCAUUUUUCCUAUGGAAACCAAACCUGUGUACACCCAUGGCAAUGGAUAGGGUGAUAUAACAAAAAGGAAAAUUUUCUAGUUCUGACAAAUAAAAUCUUUUAUAUAACAUUCUAA